AACAGACGAUUAUUUGUAAUUUUGCUUAUAUUAAAACAUUAUAAAGCCUUAACUUUAAAUAUGAUAUGCUGGCCAGUAUGAUUUUAACAGAGACGGCAUUUAUAAACUUUUCUAUAUCAUCUUCUUUUCAUCAGAUUUAAAAACUUUAUAUCAAUAUUAAUCAGUUCUAUGAUACUGUAAUUAUAUUCAUAAAAAAAAUCUGAUAUAUAUAUAUUAUAUGUUAUAUCCCCCCCCCCCUCCAUAAGAUUAAAAUCAUACAAUAAUUAUUUCAAGGAGAUAAUGCACAUUUUAUUAUUCUGAUGUCUCUAUCUUACUAUAAAAUUUCUAAACAGAACUAAUUUUCAAGAUUAAGAAUUUAAAUAAAUAUCAUAAUAAAAGAAUCAAACUUUAAGAUUAGAAAUUUUGGUAAUAUCUUAUGUCAUCGUCUACUUUAGUAGAGUUGUUCCUUUUAAUAUUAGUAACUGACAGUACAAGUUAAACUGAAUAAGAACUGAGAACCAAGGGAGGUCCGAUACCCAAAACAUAAUACAUUCCGGCCUUCAAAAAUUAAUGACUACAAAUUAAAUUGAUAGUGUAAUAUCUAAUUAAUAUGUACAGAUAAUGCAGCAGUCUUUAAGUAGACCGAUUUACGCAAGCCCCCUGAAGACUGGAGACCGUCCAAAAAAGCAAGAUGGCCGUCUUGAUUAACUAUUGUCUCAUAAUGAUACAGCAAAUUGUUUCUUAAUCAGUACAGGUAUCAUUAAUUUCAGGUAAAUGUCUAAAGAUGAGUCAAAAAUAAAUAUAGGACACUUCACAAGGGUACAUACAUAGGGUGUUGUAAUACAUACAUACAAACAGGGGGGUGGUCAUUAUAUAAAAUAAAUGACAGUAACUCCUGUCAUACUUUUUUCUCCUUUUAUUCUUUUAGUGUACUGAAACGUACUGAUAAAAUAUCCUGCAUGGACACCUUUAAUUUAAUACAUAUAUAUAUAAUAGAUUUAAUCAACGGGGUAUUAUUUAUCUACAUUGUACACUGUAUAAAACAUAAAAGUAAAUAAUAAAUACUCUGCCAUGGUCCAUAGUUACAAAUGUAACAGUUUAGUCAACGGUAACUGACUUCUUUUUGUGAUCAAACAAAGGAGGUCUGAGAAUACUGACAGAAAGUAUUAACAAGUUAUCAUAUUUCUACGCAAGGUGCUUACUUUCAGGCUUCAGUGCCAAACUAAUGUAACUAUUACUUAUAACUGUUAUGAAGUUAGAACACUUUAGCACUUAACUAUAAACAUAGCUUUAAUUUGACAUUUAGUGCUACGACAGGGGAAUAUGUGAAAUCUUUUUUUUAAAAAUAUGUCACAGAGAUGACUAAAAUUUUGUAUUGGCGCAAAAAGAAAGACAUUUAAAAAUCAGUACUGUAUUUGGAACACUGAUGAAAUUCUUAAUUUAAGUAUUAACUACAUGUUUCUGUAUAUUUAUGAUUUUCUUAUGUAGAUUUUAUAUGAGAUUUCAAUAUGGCCGCAAUUGAAAUCCAAGAAUCCGGCCGUCUGUCCAUUGGAGGAUUUCCAGAUUUCUGUUGUUUCAUUGGUGGAUUUCAAACAUUGAACCUUAUAAAAGUCGGAAUCCAACCAAUGUUGUCACUGAGGGGGCCUCCGUGGCCGAGUGGUUAAGGUCGCUGACUUGAGAUCACUGGUCCCUCACCGCUGUAAGUUCGAUCCUCACUUGGGUCGAAAUCUUUCAUGUGAGGAAGCCAUCCAGCUGGCUUACGGAAGGUCGGUGGUUCUACCCGGGUGCCCGCUCGUGUCUGAAAUAAUGCCCGGAGGGACACCUGGGGUCUCAUUUCUGGGUUAACAGCCAAGCUACAGCCAAGUGCUUGCGAUGAUGUCAUUGCGGGGGAUCAGUUAUUAACCGAUCAGAGUCAGUUAAACGCUAACGGCAUUUGCAUAAAUUUACCCUUUCGUAAAAGUUACGGACACAUCUACAAAGCGCCAAAUUCAAAUUGUAAAAAGUUAUUAUAACCGUAAAAAACAGUUCAGAAGAUUUAUUUUUCAGUAGCAAUGAACAUAUAAUAUGAUAUUUAAAGAAAUUAAAAAUAGAAUUGUAGAGCUAGAUCCAAACCUAAGACCGAGGCGCAAAUAUGGAUGGAAGGAGAAGUUUCUGUACGUAGAUCUAUAUCUUUUGUUCCCAUUGGUCAAUUAUCUGAUUCAUAUUUUGCUUCUAUUGCUAGUAAAAGGCUUUUCAGCGUUACGAUCAACCUGAGGUCAUUUUGAGCCUCUACCGCCCCCUUCACCCCCCCUCAAUCAGAAGGGGGCACAUCCCCUUCUGGAAACCCCCUGAUGGAUCAUUUUGAUGGGGGCCUUGUCGAAAAAGUGGUCACUUUUUAAACAACAUUUCUAACGAAAAACAGUGUUUGGGGCUUAAAGAGGGCAUUUUUUUCACUGUUUGAGGCCUGAAUACAGGGGGGGGGGGGCAAAAAGCCGUCAAAACACAUCUAUAUAAUGGAAAAGGUUAAGUAGCCGCCGCUGAUUAGUGUGUUCUUGCUUCACACCCUCGCCAUUUGAAGUUGUUGAUUCUUAAUUAUCUUGUUGUACCAGAAAGUAACUCUUUCCAUGACUUAAUUAUCUCAGAGAACACGACUCAGUUAGUUGUGCGCACGACUUACUAACUCGUGGCAAAGAAUUUCGUUCGCACCAUUUAAUUAUCUCGUGCGCACACUUUGUUACUUGUGGCCACGACAUAGUAUAUGUCAUGCGCAUCACUUUAUUACCUUGUGCACACGACUUAGUAACUCGUGGCUACAACAUAGUAUCUCGUGCGCACCGCUCAAUUAUGUCGUGCGCACGCACCCUCUGAGAGAAUUCAUCAUCUCUUAAAUUAUACUUAAAUAAAAUUCGUCCACCUUUAACAGUCUGCAAAUUAUACAUGUAAGGCUGUUCCACAUGUUAAGUAAAAUGUAAUCUUAGCCAAUAGUCACACAUUUACAUCGUAAUGCCUGCCAAUCUCCUAGUAUGGGCGUGUUGUAAGUUCGACAAAAAAGGGACGGAGUAAACUCUAAAUAUAUUUGAAUUAUAUACAAAUUAAGAGCAGCGUUCGCUAACUUUCCUUUGCACUUAAGUUGUAUAUAAUUCUAAUAAAUAUACUAUAACAUAUAUUUAUCUAUCAAACUCUAUAUAAGUAUGAACUUGAUUACCGUUACGUUAUAAUCUCUAAAAUUAUAUCUUAGGGCGGAGCCACCGUCAACCGUUUUCAUGAUUGGCGUUAUGUAGAAUGUAUUUGGACUGUUUCCAAGGAUAAAACGAGCUGACAUAUCACGAUGACCUAGUGAAAGGGUGACAAAAAAAGAAUAUUGGUUAUUUAUGCUGUUUUACUGAUAUUCUUUUUGCACUUUUACAAGGUGUUUUAAGUAACAGUUAUAGAACAUGAAACGAGUUAGUUACGAGGAUAUAACACUGGCUGGGGCAGCAUCAAGGGGUAUUUCUGCUAAAAAAAUGGCGAGGCCGGUUAUGUCAUUAAAAGUAAUUAAAUCCUAUUUAACCAGCUUCCUUCUAUUGUUAUACGAUACAAUGUCUUAGGUAUACAGAAUAUGAAAAAGAUAAAGUUUUAGAUAUGAAAAAUGUACAUAUUUAUUUAACGGAACACAAAAGUCACCUUCAAAACGUUAAUCAGGUUGUCUUUCUCACGAAUGAUUUAAGAAAGUAAACAAAUUCCUGAAAAGAAUUGUAAUGCUGGUUAAGGUAUAAUGUCGUAGCAGGCGUACGCGCUUAUUCAUUUCUUUAAAUUUGAUUUAGAGUAAAACAUUUUGGUUCGUUUACUUACUGUGUUAUUCAUUUUGGCAAUAGCGUUGCACAGAUUCGGCGUUAAAUAAUUUACUUUUACGAUAAUUGCACGUUCCUGCGUUACUGGAUAUGCAUGGGGAUUUUUAUGGUACAAAAUGAUCCAAAAUGAAAAGUUUUGCGGGUUUUUCUUUCUUAUCGAGAUAAAAAUCGCACAAAACAAAUAAAUUUUCAAUCGAAUCAUGUGUAUAUUAUUGUAUCACCCUGUUAAAUAUUUUUAUGCUUUUGUCUCGCGUCGUCCAUCGUCUAUGGUCUUGAGGCAGCAUCUUUUGCAUCAAACAUCAUGUUUCUUAACCAUUAGGCUACUAUUUUUUAAACUAAGCAGUAGCCUGGGGUCAGAAUCUCGAAACUAUCGUUACCAUAACGCAUGUCGUAAGCCUCUCGUUAAGGUUUUCCCUGCUAUCUCAAAGCUUAAGUUAUUAACAAAUAAUCGUCAAAAUCCCAAAUUAAUAACAGAUGCUUAGAGGGUGUCGUAAAGCUCUCGUUACUAUCAAUUUGUUACGGUGGCACAUACAUGACAUGUGUGUGUUUUUAUUUUUCUCGUGGCCAGGAAAUACUAUGUCGUAGCCACGAGGGACUAAGUCUUGGCCACGAAAUAGCUAAGUCGUAGCCACGAGAUACUAUGUCGUGGCCACGAGUGACUAAGUCGUGGCCACGAGAUACUAUGUCGAGUUUCUUAGUCGUGGCCACGAGAUAGUUAAGUCGUGGCCACGAGAUAAAAAAACAAUCAUGUUACACCAUUUAUAUGAAUUUCCAUAAUUAACUAGACAUGUGCUCGUGGCCACGACUUAGUAAAUCGUGGCAACGACAUAGUAACUCGUGGCCACGACUUAGCUGUCUCAUGGCCACGACUUAGUAACUCGUGGUCACGACAGUAACUCGUGGCUAAGUAACUAGUAACUAAGCUAUCUCGUGGCCACGACUCAGUAACUCAUGGCCACGACAUAGUAUUUCGUGGCCACAACAUAGCUAUCUUGUUGCCACAACUAAGCUAUCUCGUGGCAACGACUAAGUAAUUCCAUAUACGGCCAUAUAACCAGUCAAAAAUAUUUAUAACGAAUUUAUAAAUAUGCAAACUUCCUUUUUUAAAGAAAAAGUAAGAUUUCCAGCUUGUGAAAAUAAAUGGAAUUUUAUCAUGUUUCAUGAAAAUAUUUCAUAUUACACUCAAACGAAAAAACAUCUUAAUAUUUCUUUAAAACUUACCCAUCAUUGUCACGGUUACUAUCGUGUGUUUUUUUUUAACUUACAUGACAAAAAAAGAAUUCUAGAUUAUUUAUGGUGAGACUAUUUGCAUAUACCUGUACAUACUCCAUUAAUUAAGCAUUUACUUUGUAAACUAAGCAAAGUUAUUUUUUAAUCUAUUGUCUUUAUAUGUGUUUUAAAAAAUGGUCUUUUCAAAAUAGGAACUAUGACGACCGAGUUUCAUUUAGAUAUUUGCAGUUUUAAUAUUUCAUCAAUUGAAGCAACAUUUUCAAUUUUGAAUAAAAGGCAGUAACUCCAAUAUAUUACAUAAGAGAGUUAUUGUUUUUGUUCACUUUAUUUUUUUUCUCCACCAGAUUGUAUCAAAUUGAAACUUUAUAUGCCCGCACGAAAAUAACGAAGGUACUGAAGACCAUAAGUGCCAAUUUUGUGUAUUUUAUUAACUCAAAUUUCGACAUACUAACUCGAAAUUUCGAGUUAAUUAUCUCGAAAUUAGUAUGAAAAGAAAUGUAAGCAGCAAUUUAGAUUCCGAUCAUAUUGUGAUUGAUGGACAGAUGCAUGAAUAUACGCCUUGACGGAAAACGCUAUACCUACAUCGGGGCGAUCCCAUAAAAAUACGCUCUUCUGUAGAAAAGCUAUAUCACAUAAAUAACUGUCAUGUCAUGUUGUUUAGUACGCAAAACAUAAAAUGCCAUACUUUACUUUUUUUCAGGUAUUCUUUUGCUGUGUAUUGCAUUAUUUUGAACUUUCAAAAUGUCCUCUGGAAAUAUGCGUGUUAUCUCUUCUUUGUCAAUGAAUGUACGGCGGGCCAAGACUCGUAAGGCAGGAAAAACCCGGGUUAACCCAACAAAUCAAACAGUGAUUACAUCUCGAAACAUAAGGAGAAAAAUUCACCGCUUGACAAGAAGGGUAGCCAACACUUGUAAAUUCCUGGGGCACCCAUCAUGGCCCUGAUAACGAUCCAGCCAAACGGACAAGUGUGUCUUACAGGAUCACCAACCUUAUGUCAGGUUUUAAAAGGCACCAAAGGUCAGGAUAUUCUAGAAGUGGCAGAAAAAUCAGUAAACAAAGCAGUUGUGCCAGAACCAUGUAAGACAGUAGACCUUAGAAAUAUAGACGUGUUUGGUCUAUCCUUGGAAGAUCUACAUAGCACACUAUGCAGAAAAAUAUACUCAAGACUCUGUUUCAACAAAGGUGCUAAAGAACGUGGCACAUACCACCAAACGCAGAAACCAGAGUACUGGCCAAAAGAAGUUCCUUUCUGCUCGCACUCUGCCAAAGGACCUGAUGGAAAAGGGCGGAUGAUUUCGAUCAAUCAAAUAAAAGAAGUUCUAGAAUGUUUCAGGAGCUACUGCGCAGAGUUGCAAAAGUUAGCUGGAUUGGAAAAGGGGAAGCAUCAGAAGAGACAGUUUAAUCACGAAGAGUUGCAAAGUUUUAGUGUAGAUGAUGUUGUGAUGGAGGAGGCCCAGCAUAAUGAUGAAAAAGAAGAUGAAGAAAUGGCAGAUUUGAUUUAUCAUAACGAGUGGCAAAGUAUAGGAACAGAUAGGAAAGUGAAGGGAGUGGGGCAAGAUAUUGGAGAAGUAGAUAUAAACAUAGACGAGUUAAAACAUGAAGAGUUGAGUGAAAUCAGACUUGAAGAAACAGGUUCGGGGUCCACAAUCCAACAGCUAUUAAAUAAGAAUGAUAUUGAUGGAUGCAUAUCAUACAUUGUGAAAAAUUGGCCAUUGGAGCACGAAAUUGAACACAUUGCAGCUUAUCUGCAGCGUUCAAAGCCAAUUCAAAUAGAUUCCAUGCCUGACAGAUUUGCAAAAAGAAGGUACAGGGGACCUAGUGAUAUGGUCCCUGGGAAAGAGUAUAGCAACAUAUGGGAAGUGCUACAUGAGUUUCCAAGCCUGGCCAGACUACACGUGUUUCUAUUUGCAACUGAACAUAUAGACCAUUAUGUGGCGCAAUAUGAAGAAAUGGAUUCGUCCUUGUAUGAAAUAAAACUGGCAAUGAAGAGAUUCGAAAGUUCGGCACCAACCAUUAAAGACUUUUUUACAGAGGAAGCUCUUUCAGUAUUGACAGACAUGAUGAGGGGUCCAAUUACGUACAUGUUGAUUGCUGGUGCCUUGAAGGCAACAAUAACCAUUUAUGAGAUGAAUAGGGGAGCCAUAUCAUUCCCCCCCUGUCCAUGUGAUGAAGCUGAUUCUCAGCAAUUUAUUUGGAUUGACCGGAGGGAAAGGGUGUUUGGGCUCAGUCAAGAGCAUGUCUGGUCCGGUAAGCUUUUUUAGAUAUCUAUGUAAUUU
Ruditapes philippinarum (Manila clam) is the source of this 7294-nucleotide messenger RNA. RefSeq lists its product as uncharacterized. The coding region runs from base 5951 to 7279 and encodes 442 amino acids. The transcript is spliced from 16 exons. NCBI's taxonomy places the organism in Eukaryota, Metazoa, Mollusca, Bivalvia, Venerida, Veneridae. The record is from RefSeq and is a predicted model, not a curated record.